AUGGCGGCUCUGCGGGCCAAGGCCAGUCAGAAUUGGUCCCUGAUCACAGGGUUGCUGAGAUGCAUCCAGUCCGGAUUCACUGGAGGAUCAGAUGAAGCCACUGGACGACUGCAGGAGAUGAUCUGCAAGAAACAUGAGAAGCUCCUUGAGGUUUUCUGUCGCACAGACCAGAAAUGUAUAUGUCUGCUGUGUAUGAUUAUUGAACAUAAAACCCACGACAUUGUAUCAGUUGCAGAUCAGAAGACAGAGAAACAGCACCAGCUGAAGGAGACGCAGAAGACGUUCCAGCAGAGAAUCCAGCAGAGAGAGAAAGAUCUUCAGCAGCUGAGAGAGGCUGUGGAGUCUCAUAAGCGCUCUGCACAGACAGCAGUGGAGGACAGUGAGAGGAUCUUUACUGAGCUCAUCCGCCCUAUUGAGAGAAGCUGCUCUGAGCUGAAACGGCUGAUCAGAGAUCAGGAAAAGACGCUGAGCUUUCACACAAACAGGAUCACAUCCAGUUCCUGCAGGUAA
Sinocyclocheilus rhinocerous is the source of this 510-nucleotide messenger RNA. Its product is annotated as tripartite motif-containing protein 29-like. Lineage: Eukaryota; Metazoa; Chordata; Actinopteri; Cypriniformes; Cyprinidae. Gene Ontology annotation, molecular function: zinc ion binding. The record is from RefSeq and is a predicted model, not a curated record. The coding region runs from base 1 to 510 and encodes 169 amino acids. The transcript is spliced from 4 exons.